AUGUUACGGUUCAGGCUGAGCAUUCCGGAGGAGCUACCUGAAGGGCACGUUAUCUACACUCUGCCUGCGGUUAAUCCCCUGGAUGGAUCACUGGUUCCGUCAAGAAUGGAGGGCGAUAUGAAGGACGCUUUCAGUCUUGACCCGUCAACAGGAGCGAUUUCGAUCGCCCAUCGCCUGGACGUGGAUAAUAUGGUGCCCUCCGAUCGUGUUAUGUCGCUCAAAUUCACAACGGGCUCGAAUGGAUAUGAAUCCGUGAGCGGAGCUGAAAAUCACGUGUGA
This is a messenger RNA of Cooperia oncophora, 279 nucleotides long. Lineage: Eukaryota; Metazoa; Nematoda; Chromadorea; Rhabditida; Trichostrongylidae. The record is from the annotation of a GenBank genome assembly.